Messenger RNA from Marasmius oreades (fairy-ring Marasmius), 282 nucleotides. RefSeq lists its product as uncharacterized. NCBI's taxonomy places the organism in Eukaryota, Fungi, Basidiomycota, Agaricomycetes, Agaricales, Marasmiaceae. The record is from RefSeq and is a predicted model, not a curated record. The coding region runs from base 1 to 282 and encodes 93 amino acids. The transcript is spliced from 2 exons.
AUGACCUUCAGAAUGGACAAUGUUCGACCUCACCUUGUCAAAGAACUCAAGAACGUGGAAAAAUGCUGUAUCAAGGAAUUCCUUCACUUUAUGCUCCGCAGACUUCGUGGAGAUUAUAGUGGUGACCCCACGAUGUCCAAACAGCAAGCAAAACCUGACUUGCUCGAAGAAGUUCUCGCUGGCAUACUCAACUUUGCCAAUGGAACUGCAAAAUUCCAAAGCAAAGAAGCCGAGUUAAAGACAACAAUAAUGAAUGAAGUGAGGGAGAAGCUUAAUGAAUAG